Molecule: messenger RNA, 5500 nt
Organism: Columba livia (rock pigeon)
Lineage: Eukaryota; Metazoa; Chordata; Aves; Columbiformes; Columbidae
Gene: SRSF10
Product: serine and arginine rich splicing factor 10
Exons: 7
Coding region: 711-1418 (235 amino acids)
Biological process (GO): mRNA splicing, via spliceosome; positive regulation of mRNA splicing, via spliceosome
Cellular component (GO): cytoplasm; nuclear speck; spliceosomal complex
Molecular function (GO): RNA binding
Source: RefSeq, a predicted model, not a curated record
CCCCGUGGGAAGUCUCGCGAGAGCCGGUGGGGCGGGCGGCGGUGGCGCUGCGUGCAGCUCCGGAGGGGUCUCCUCAGCCGCUCGGUUCCCCGCAGCGCCUGGGCCCUGCCGCUCGUUCCCUCCCUCCCUCGUCCAACCACCGCCAUGUCCCGUUACCUGCGCCCCCCCAACACCUCGCUGUUCGUGCGGAACGUGGCCGACGACACCCGGUCUGAAGACUUGCGCCGUGAAUUUGGUCGGUAUGGACCUAUAGUUGAUGUAUACGUUCCACUUGACUUCUACACUCGUCGUCCCAGAGGAUUUGCUUAUGUUCAAUAUCCUUUCUUCAGAUGGCUGAUUAGUGAGGGGUGUUGAAGUUUGAAAUUCAAGUUUGUGUGAGAGAAUGUAAAGCUGUACAGUAAUGGCGACCCCAAAGAGAAAGCAUGAAAGAACCUUUAGAGUAGAGUUCAACAAUUAAGGCAAGUAGACAAGCCAAAGACCUCUUAAGGAUCAGGCUUGAAGAGAAGGGAGAGUUUGGGAAAAGAAAAAGUAAAGAAAAGCUGGAAGAAGGACAAGCCAUAAUGGGAGACAAAGCUUCGCUUUAUCUGCAAAAGGGGGAAAAGGUUGUUUUUCAAAGUAAAAGAUAAAGCCAUCUGUCAUUUUUGGCCAAGCAUCUCAUGACAAGUCCUUCUGACAAGCACUUAAAGAGUUAAAGGUCAAGAUGAAGUUGAAUGGUGGCCAAGAUUAAAGGAGUCAUACCUGAUGUAUCCUACAGAAUAACAGUUUUUCUUCUGUUUGUCACUACCUUAACACUCACCACAUUUGAAGAUGUCCGUGAUGCAGAGGAUGCUCUCCAUAAUUUGGAUCGAAAGUGGAUUUGUGGUCGGCAAAUAGAAAUCCAGUUUGCACAGGGGGAUCGGAAGACACCGAAUCAAAUGAAAGCCAAGGAAGGGAGAAACCUGUACAGUUCUUCUCGUUAUGAUGACUAUGACAGAUACAGGCGAUCUAGGAGUCGGAGUUACGAAAGGAGACGAUCUAGAAGUCGUUCUUUUGAUUACAGCUAUAGAAGAUCGUAUAGUCCCAGAAACAGUAGACCUACUGGAAGACCUCGGCGUAGCAGAAGCCAUUCGGACAAUGAUAGGUUCAAACACCGCAAUCGAUCUUUUUCAAGAUCUAAGUCCAAUUCAAGAUCACGAUCCAAGUCACAGCCCAAGAAAGAAAUGAAGGCUAAGUCACGGUCUAGGUCUGCAUCUCACACCAAAUCUAGAGGCACCUCUAAAACAGAUUCUAAAACACACUAUAAGUCCAGCUCAAGAUAUGAAAAGGAGUCGAGAAAAAAAGAACCAGCUAGAUCCAAAUCACAGUCAAGAUCACAUUCUAGAUCUAGGUCCAAAUCCAGAUCCAGGUCAUGGACUAGUCCCAAGUCCAGUGGCCACUAACAGCAUAUCCACGUUGGUUUUAGGCAUGUAAGAUUCAUUUACACACAGUUCAGUUUACUUAAAUUAUCAGGAAUAUGAUGUUGCAACAGUGCUAAAAUAAUACUUUCUUUGUCAGUUUUCCCUGUAGCCGACAAUGGUUAAAAUUAAAACAGUGUUGAGAGGCCACUGAAAGAGAGAGAGAGAGAGAGAAUGUCCAUUUGGUUAAAUGUUAUGGGCAGCUACUGAUUUGGUUGUGGUGUCUCUUUGUAUAUUUUUGUAAAGAUUUGCAUUUUUAGUGCUUAGAUAUCGGUGAUGACUUGAUUGAUCGUAACUUGCAACAUUAAAAAUGUCAUACCCGUAGAGAAAUCGAUACCAGUUUGUGCUGAACAGUUAAACCAACUGUUUAACUUGGUUUUUGAUGCUCCAUUUUGGGAUGAAACCGGAAAACUGGACAGCCGUAGCACAGCACUGACUACUGCGAAACGCAGCCUGGCCGGUUUACGUUCCCAUUGUUCAAAGGCAGGUUUCUGUGUUCUCCGUGCCCACUGACACAAGGAGGAGAGAGAGUUUUGAGGUUUCUCUUUAACCCUGCCAUCCGGAGAGGUGGUACUAACAUUGCGUGUACGACAUGGGGAGAGAGUUGGUCUUGGGAGCUCGUUCAGAGAUCGUGCAGUGGCAGGAUCGAGGCUUCGCUGCUUUUGACCUGGCUGCUAGUACUGAAUGUGCCAGGGGAAACAACCCCUGCACCUUGAAAUAGAAAAUUAAAUUCAGAUUGCAGCAAAUGGCAGAGCAACUAAGUAUUAGGUUGUGUGUACAUUUUAUGCAGUUUUUGUAUCUAUUCUAAAUUUUAGUGAGCAGUUAACCAUAAAAUUGCUUAGUUUUCCUGCUGUUAGAUACCAGUAGAUUGUUUCGAGUUGUGUGUGUACAGUAUAUAAGAACUAAACUUUUAUGCCAAUGACUCCUGUGGUUAGUUGGUGUAUUCCUAGGUAUAAAACUGUAGCCAUCUCUCUUCCGGAGUAGCCAAGGCUUGCUUUUACACUGCAAACAGUAUUGGGUCAAGCAAGCCUGAAUCACUCCUUCCUGGGAACAGAUAGUGGUUUGGUUACAAGCUUUCAUUUUCCUUAAGAACAAACGUUUGAAGCUGGAUAUGAACAAGAGCUGCAUCUCUAGCUAUUUAGUUCUCACUAAUACACUAUAUUUAGUGAACUGAAUGUGAACAAUAACAAAACCAGUGUGUAAUCUUACCAGUAUUUCUCUAGAAGGCAAACACUUUGUGAUGAAAACGGCUUUUGGCAUCGUUUUUUCUAGUUACCUUCAAAAGCCAGCGUCAAACACGUGGAGUUCUUGCUGUCUCACGUAGUAGCAUAUAAAGACAUUGAUUCCCAAAAGUUCCUUUUUAGAGCAAUGUCUUAGGUUUGGGGUUUAGUGUUCUCAGCAGGGCCUUUGAAGAAACGCAGAUGGCUUUGGAAUCUCGGCAGUGGAACGUGCUUAGGGGCUUGAUUCUAGAACCUUUGUACAUUUGAUAGUCUUUCUAACUUUUUCGUUACUGUUUGCAGUUAAUGUUCAUGUUCCGCUAUGCAAUCAUUUAUAUGCACGUUCCUUUAAUUUUGUAGACUUUCCUGGAUGUAUAGUUUAAAAAAAAACAGCAAAAAGUCUAUUUAAAACUGUAGCAGUAGCGUGCAGCUCUAGCAGAGGAAAGUUGUGGGAUUAAACUUUGUAUUUCCUUUCUUAUAGAGGCUUCUAAAAAGGUAUUUUUAUAUGUUCUUUUUAACAAAUAUUGUGUACUACCUUUAAAACAUCAAUGUUUUGAUCAAAAUACCUAAAGACCCAGCUUAUUUUCUGCUUGCUGUAAAUUUAGCAAACAUGCUGUAAUAAAAAAAUGAAGGAAAUACUGAUCCACUGGAAUUAUUGUAGCUGUAGAAUUUGACUCCAGAGCACGGUCAGGAGUAGAGCUGUGCAUCCCUUAUGGAGUGAAAUCCUUACUAUGGUAUUUCAGUCAAGUCAGGAAUUUAUUGUUUAAUGUCUGAAUAAAUAUCAUUUCACAUUUUAAAAGGGGUACUAGACAAAAUAAGAAUGAUAAGCAUGCGUUUUAGUCUAAUAUAUUGAACUUACUUUUCCAUUAUCUUCUGUUGUUGCUGGAUGGACUUCCUGAUGGUUAUAGUUCAGAUAUGAUUAGCCAGGUUAUGAACUACUUCAAACCAUAUAGAGCCAAAUUUCUCGUAUCACCUUAUCGAUUUAUAUUUGCCAUAUCAAAAAUUGUGCGAGCAGCGGUUCUCUAGAAGGUGCUGAAACUUUGCUGAUGACUUUUAAAAGUCAAGCUGCCUCCUGGCACUUGUAUUUACAACCAGUUCUUCUUAUGCCACCGAAUGAAAAAAAGACCUCUGUAAAGCUCUUAAUUGCUUUGAUAAAUCCACCGUUACACUUUAAGUCGAGCUGUGAUUAUCCGUCCAUAAAAAUGGCUCGUCACAGCAGAACCCCCCACCCUUUUUCAGCUCUCUUAAACAAAUAGAGUUGUCCAGACUAAAAUCCUGCUUAAAUAUGGUCCACCUGACUGUGGUGUGGGAAAGCUGGCGGUGGUUUUGUCGGCAGCCUGCAAGGGGGUGCUGUAAUUAAUGUUCUCGUUAGUCCAGCCAGAGUUACAGCUGGAUGGGUGGGGAGGAGGGAGGAGAAAUCUGUGUCCAGGCUGAGGUUCUCAUCUCAGACUGCCGAGUAACAGUAACUUGAUUCUGUCAGCAUGUCCUUAUAUUGUGUGCCUCAACAUUUAUAUAUAGCACAGUUUAAUACUUUUUGUUUUGAAAAUCCAAUUCAUUGCAAGUAUAAUGUAGUAUCUGCCAGUUCUGAUGGUUCUUUCUUUCUCUCCCAGAGGUAGGACUAAACUUUGACUUGACUUGUGUAUAUGAACAAGCCAGAAAAGCCGAACACAAACCCACGAUGUUUCAAGAGUGCAUGAAUAAAGAUGUUGUCCUAGUUCUUGCUCCCAUGGAAAAAUUGUGAAGAAGCUGUUCUGUGGGCCUUUCAGUUGGGGACCGAGUUAGCAGGAUGUGGCCAAAAAGGGCAGGGAAUGUUCACGCAUUCACGCAAGUCAAGCCACAGCCCAUCUAGAUAAACAUCUCCCUUGAUGCAGGUAUUUUAGUCCUGGUCUAAAAACCAAAAAGCAGUAGCCUGUCUGGUGCAAGCUACCCGCAGGUUAUGCACAGCUGGAAUGCAAGAACAACACGCAGGCUACAAAAGAUCACGUAUAGGCAUCUUUCUUGUGGAGUCUCAAGAACGGUGCGAAUUCGGAUGGGGUUUUUUUUUCCUGUGGUAAACUAGAUUUUUGUCAUUCCUGCAAAAUAUGUAGAAUUGUAGUAUGUAAAAAACCAACUCUGCUGAAAGUUAAUGGCUGUGCUCCUAAGUAUCUGCAGCGGAUUGAUUUAUCUCAGCAGUAAUAGAAGGCUCUGUUGGAACUUCUUUUUCACCAAAAGUCCAUGCACCCAACUGGUAAUUAAAAGAUAUUAAAUUUAGUGUUUAAGUAGCUGGGUGUCUCAAUUAGGGACUAUAAUAGGCUGGUCUCUGAAAGCUAAAUGUUAUCCUUUCUAUGUCUUUAAAGAUGUUUAAAUGUACAGUAUAAUGGCUUUAUUCAAAGUGGAAUUUUCAGUUUAAAUGUUAUUUUGAGCUCUCUGUGGAAAGAGCUGCUUUUUUUCCUUGCUGUUUAGUCUGGGUAACAGCUCGAACUGUGUUCAGAGAAGGGCAGUUGGAUCGAUCUACAUCGCAGCACUGCUACUUGAUUUUUUUUUGGCAGGAAUGUUGCAGAUUAACACUUUGAAGUACAAAGGGAUAAACUUACACAUUUUUAGGACAUAAUUACCCAUUAAUAAUUGCUGGGUUUCUCCAUUUAUCUUGUAACUUGCUUAAAAAGUCUGUAGUCCAUUGCUAUAAUAUUUGUCUGAAGAUGCUCUUACUGAUGAGAUUAUUUAGGAAGGGAAGACUAUGUACCCUGUAGCGUGUUUGAUCAAAAGAUGCUAAUGUUUUAUUCAUACACAUCCUUUCUUCUUGAGUUUUGUGUUCCAUCUGUGCAAAUAACCCUGUGAAUUGGGAAUAAAAUGUACAAGUUUUGACUAUAA